Messenger RNA from Dichotomopilus funicola, 786 nucleotides. RefSeq names its product Asp/Glu/hydantoin racemase. The record is from RefSeq and is a predicted model, not a curated record. Lineage: Eukaryota; Fungi; Ascomycota; Sordariomycetes; Sordariales; Chaetomiaceae. The coding region runs from base 1 to 786 and encodes 261 amino acids. The transcript is spliced from 2 exons.
AUGUCGGUCAAUAUUGUCAGGCGAACGACCAAGAUUUUGGUCCUAAACCCAAACUCCUCCAAGAGUAUGACACAUGGCCUAGAUGGCGGGAUCAGGGCGAUGGAGUUAUUCCCGUCCACCGUAAUUCAUACUUACACCGCGCCGAAACAAAGCCCCGCUAGCAUCAACGACGGCAACGACGUACUCGCAAGCGUCGAAGUCGUGAAGAAAGAUUUGGAACAGACCAACCUUCUGCUGCAAUACGAUGCGGUGCUUGUCGCCUGUUUCAGUGUACACCCCUUAGUCGGAUUCUUAGCAGACAAGCAAGGUGAAUUUGGCAAUUUGGCCGUGACGGGCAUCUUCGAGGCCAGCGUACUUGGCUGUCUAUCAUUGUUGCGCCCAGGCAAGAAAUGGGGAAUUGUAACGACUGGAAAAUUCUGGGAGGAACACCUAACGCAGGGAGUAAAGGACUUUCUAGGCAUCGAAUCAGGAGUUCUAAACUCUAAAUUUGCCGGAGUGUAUUCGACAGGGCUCAAUGCGGGCGACUUUCACGGCGGCAUCGACCCAGAGCUCGUGCGGCAAAAACUACGGGAGACAACCGCCCAGCUCCUGGAAAGGGGGGACGUAGAGUGUGUGGUCAUGGGCUGUGCUGGCAUGGCAGGGUUAGAAGAAAUCAUCCGAUCCGUGGCCGCCGACAAGUACGGAACGCAAAGGGCUAACGAGCUUCUUGUCGUCGACGGCGUGAGGGCAGGAAUCAGCCUGUUGGAGCGAAUGGUUCGGAGUAGGAAAGCUUUCCAAAGAACCUGA